Messenger RNA from Lentinula edodes (shiitake mushroom), 2021 nucleotides. RefSeq lists its product as uncharacterized. The record is from RefSeq and is a predicted model, not a curated record. The transcript is spliced from 5 exons. Lineage: Eukaryota; Fungi; Basidiomycota; Agaricomycetes; Agaricales; Omphalotaceae. Bases 53 to 1873 code for a protein of 606 amino acids. Gene Ontology annotation, cellular component: Rpd3L-Expanded complex; Rpd3L complex. Gene Ontology annotation, biological process: negative regulation of silent mating-type cassette heterochromatin formation; negative regulation of rDNA heterochromatin formation.
AGAAUCCCGAUAAUUGGUUGGUCCGAGCGCUUCGUUGACCCAAACAUUUUCGAUGGCACAAGUAAUGGGCCCUCCUUUGUCACCAAGAGAGACCCGACGUUCCGGUCGUCGCUCCGGACCUUCUCUUUCUAAUUCUCACUCACCGGAAUCGGACAUCUCUCCUCGAUUAAAAGAACCUGCUCAGCGACCCCCUUUAAUUUCUACUGCUAGUGGAAGUAACGGUCGCCACAAGCGUCCCAAGCAAGAAGACACGGACGAUCUGACUGAAGAUCGAAAAAACGGCACUGCUCAUUCGGUGUCGACGAGUUCCAAUUCUUCUACCCAAGGAUCUACCAAGUCUAAACGUAAACCAAAGGAAAAACUGCCGCCCCCAGAGGAAACAUCAGAUACAACCAAGCCACCUUUACUACCACCAGAAAUGGCAGCAUCUGAAGGACAGGAAGAAGAAGAGGAAGGUGGCAUUACGCGUUGUGUUUGUGGAAACACUGGAGAAGACGACCCGGAUGCUGGUGAAUUCAUGGUUCAAUGCGAGACCUGUAAAGUCUGGCAGCAUGGAUUGUGUAUGGGCUUCGAGUCCGAAGACCAACUUCACGACGGAGAUUAUUAUUGCGAACAGUGCAGACCUGAUAUGCAUGUAGACCUCCUCAAAAAACUGUCUCGUCGACCACGACAUUCGUCUGCAAACUCGCACCACACUGCGGGAGCGAAUACUCGCUUAUCACGUUCUAGGUCUCCUCACCCACCCACCAAAUCACAACCGUCUAAGCGCCGAAACACCAUGAACAGCGCGUUUGAUGAAAACCUGAAGCAAAUUCUCGAGACCACGGCAAUUGAAGCUGGAGCAGAUCCAGCCACCAUUCACGUCAACGACCAGCCAACUGCUUUGGAGUCUGAAGAGCUCCCUGAAACAAAUAAUCGCAACAAGAAACGAAAACGAACAGAAAAUGAAAUGACCACCACAAAGAAACGCCGGUCAAUGUCUACUACAUCUGAUCAUCCACCUACUGUCAAUGGAAACGAGGAAACGCCCGUGUUCUUGCCACCACCACCACCACCGCCUCCUGCUUCAAAAUCCGGUGGUCGGAACAAACGGGGCGGUCGCAAAUCUGCGGUAGUCCAUGACGUACCCGUGGAUAACGGCGACGGUGUUGUUGUCCAACCUGCCGCAAACAAGCGUUCAACAAAUUCGCAUAGGAAAGGUGCUAAAGGAAACGCACGUCCAUCCCAAUCCCAGUCGAAUACAGGAACAGGUCAUGCUUCUGGUUCCCACGACUCUAGACGAACACAAGGCAACAACACCCAAACCUCCGUUGACUCUCGUGCAUAUCGCAAUUCUCAUGCGUAUGUCGUCUCGCAACAACCUCUAUACACGUCUUGGAAUCUCCCAGACUACCUCUCUCAUCUUGAGGAGAUGCUUCCGACCGAUGUACCGAAACCUCUCGAAGUUGUUGCCGGAGCCACAGGACGUGAAAGUAUAGAGCGAACUACGGAACGGGGAGUGAAGGUCAAAUGGCCCAGUAAACGAACAAGUGUAGCGGAUAUGAACAAAAGGGUUAGAGCUCUUGUCGAAUGGGUUGGCAGAGAACAGGCUAGUGCUUCUGAUCGAGCUAGACGUCACGAAGCUUUGGAGAUUGCGCUGAAGAAAAAUGCAGCGAAUGCAUUCAGAGGAAAUGGCGCGUCUGGUGCUGGGUCAUUUGAUCGGAGUGUACUUACUGUGUCGUCCUUGGACCGCAAUGCAGAAGGAGGCUCGAAUCGGCCUGGCAUUCCAGGUACCUCUUCGAUGAAAGAUAUGGAGGCACUUAUGGAAGAGUUGAUCGGAUUUCAGGAAAAAUUUGGACCUGGGGCAAGGAGAGAACGUCGAAUAGCUUCAUAAUACGGACAAAUGCUGAGCACUACUUAUUGUGUUCCCAGAUAAUGACAGUGAACUACAGCUUUGAAACAUACUGUAUAUUGUUAUUGUAUCGUCGAUGUAUCUAGCCCUGUAUUUUUUCUAUCUCGGCGAAUUAACGAACAUUGUUGAA